Messenger RNA from Pieris napi, 2682 nucleotides. It is a transcript of the gene BomSIFR, whose product is annotated as neuropeptide SIFamide receptor-like. Gene Ontology annotation, molecular function: neuropeptide Y receptor activity; peptide binding. The record is from RefSeq and is a predicted model, not a curated record. Gene Ontology annotation, cellular component: membrane. The transcript is spliced from 3 exons. NCBI's taxonomy places the organism in Eukaryota, Metazoa, Arthropoda, Insecta, Lepidoptera, Pieridae. Gene Ontology annotation, biological process: G protein-coupled receptor signaling pathway. Bases 247 to 1632 code for a protein of 461 amino acids.
UUAUAAGCACUAACUAAAUAUGUCUAUAGGCCCCGAAAUGCACAUGCGUCGGAGGCUCGGGCCUAUACCGUAGCGUGUCUGUAUCAGACGGCGCGAGACCGCUACGAGGUACGAACGAGUGCUACGGACCCGAUAAAGCGCUCUCUGUAUCGGAACUUUUAAUACUUUUUAUACGUUAUUAUCUUAACUAUGACCUUUAAUUCACUAACUUUCUACUUAAAUUUUGUGACUUAAUAAGUGUGUAAAAUGGCUCCGAUGCGUGUACCGACGGACUUUUCGGAGUUUGUGGACUUUUAUAACUUUUCAACGCAGCAUCCAGAGCGGCAUUUUCGCCAUAAAAAUCAUUCGCGCGACCAUUCCAGGAACCACGUCGUGGACGCUUUGUCGAACUCCAUAAUGGAGGUGAUUAAUACGAGGUUUGUUCCUGAGAAUGCCAUUUUGCCUGACAUGGAGCCCCUAUCGACUCAUAUGGAUAGUCCAUUCAGUCAUGAUAAAAUGAAUAUAACAAUGAACAGGUCGGAUUUUGGUGUGGUUGACGACGAGUUUAUCUAUAGACAUAAUAGUGCAAUGACAGCGGUCUACUGUGUGGCUUAUUUGCUGGUUUUUCUUGUGGGACUUGUGGGCAAUUUCUUCGUUAUUGCCGUGGUGUACCGCUCGCCCCGUAUGAGAACUGUGACCAAUUUCUUCAUCGUGAACUUAGCUGUGGCUGACAUAUUGGUGAUCGUGUUCUGCCUCCCGGCGACGCUCAUGUCUAACAUCUUUGUCCCUUGGGUUCUGGGCUGGCUUAUGUGCAAGACAGUUCCAUACGUGCAGGGAUUAUCAGUCGCCGCCUCCGUCUACAGUCUUGUUGCGGUCUCACUCGACAGGUUCCUCGCUAUCUGGUGGCCCCUCAAAUGCCAGAUCACGAAGCGACGAGCCAGAAUGAUGAUUUUCUUUAUCUGGAUAUUCGCAAUUGUCGUCACUGUACCCUGGGUGUUUUUCUUCGACCUGGUCGUCGUAUUUGAUGAGAGCCCCCACGUUCAUCUCUGUUUGGACGUCUGGCCCAAUCCCAUCAGUGAGGUCCUCUACUUUGUCAUCGGCAACCUUAUCUUCUGCUACAUACUCCCCAUGGUUCUUAUAACUAUGUGCUACAUUCUCAUUUGGAUCAAGGUCUGGCGUCGCUCCAUCCCCACCGAUACUCAGGACGCUCAAAUGGAAAGAAUGCAGCAAAAAUCAAAAGUUAAAGUUGUCAAAAUGCUCAUCGCCGUUGUCAUAUUAUUUGUCCUUUCCUGGUUUCCUCUAUACCUAAUCUUUGCAAGGAUCAAAUUGGGUGGACCUAUACAGAAAUGGGAGGCGGAAAUGUUACCCAUAGUCACACCACUAGCGCAAUGGCUGGGUUCAUCGAACUCUUGCAUAAAUCCGAUCUUGUACGCGUUCUUCAACAAGAAGUAUAGGAAAGGUUUCGUAGCGAUCGUCAAGAGUAGGAAAUGCUGUGGACGGCUCCGUUACUAUGAAACUAUUGCCCUGCAAUCAUCAAGUACGUCAACGAGGAAAUCGUGGCAUUACAAUAAUAACCACGCCUCAAUAAGUCGCCGCUCGCCGCCGGUUGACAAGAAUGCUGUGUCAUUCAUCUUCAACCACACUGGAGUUUAAUUUGCCUUGUUAAGAGAUAUCGGAUACCAAUCAGGCUUUGAGCCAAUAGAAAUCCAAAUGAUUUCGAAUUAAUUAAUACCGAAAACUAGGUUUUCGUAAGAUCUGUAUAUAUGAUAGACAAAGAACAAAACUGCGAUAAAAAAGAACAUAACUUCGAAACGGUAAAGCUGUUUAACAAGUGCAUGUGUACACCUUAUUAGAUAUAGUUAUUAGAGAAAUAUUAGUUUAAUAUUUAAUUCCUUUUGUACAAUGACUUUGAGUCUUGUUUCAAGAUUGAAAAUUAUUAAAUAACAUAAGUACAAAAUUUUAUAACUAUUAUCGUAAAGGAGCUAAUUUUAUUUUCCAGUAGUGCGCAUGUAACAUCAUACUUUUAUAUAUGGACAUCUGACGAAAUAAUAUAAUAUAAGCAAUAACUUAUAACAUUUUAUAUCUUGACAGAUAUAUAGUAUUUUAUAUAAAACAAAAAAUAAGCAUAGCUUCUAAAAACAUUUCAACAUAUGCACAAUAUUUUUAUAGUUCAUAAUAAUAUAGUUAUAUUAUAAAUUUAAAUGUUUGUUGUUGGAUAAUCUAAUACUAUUUUGAAACUCACCGUUAUUGGAAUAAUUAUAACCAUUUGCUAUAUCUAUAUAUUCUUUCAAAAGCGUAUCUAGAAUAUUGUACUUAAUACCUACGCCCAAUAACUUAUCUGCCGAUUUAGGAAGCAUUGAAAGACAUAAUCUAAGAACUUAUUGAAUCUAAUGGCUAAAUUGUUAACCCUUAAUAAAUGACUCUGAACACAUGUUAGUUUAAAAAGCAGCAAUUUAUUACUUGUGUAGACGAUCUUAUUGGUGUAUAAACCUUCAUAGUUUGUCCGAGUGAAGAGACCUUAAGCCGCUCUCGGUAUGUUCCCAUAUACAGUAUUCACUUAACGUCAAAUAAGACUCCUUUGCCUCCAAUUAUUUGCAUAUGUGAUGGUUGGCGACCGUUACUUAGAACUAAUAAAAAAUGUAUUUCACGCUUAUGUUUUUGUAAACCUACAGAUUUUUGUGGCACAGUGUGCACUUUUAAUCA